AUGGCGGCUAGGGACCGUUUCGGUGCCUAUGCUGAGCCGGGCCUAACACCGCUGCAGCGGGCAAUUCGCAAUGCAUGCGAUCCACAGAACUACGAGCCCAACCUGGCCCUGAACCUCGAAGUGGCCGAUCUGGUCAACUCCAAGAAGGGCAAUGCUCCUCGCGAAUCAGCUGUCGAGAUUGUUCAUCUUGUUAACUCUCGGAAUCAGAAUGUUUCCUUGCUGGCAUUGGCGCUUCUCGACAUGUGUGUAAAAAACUGCGGAUACAAGUUCCACCUCCAGAUCAGCACAAAAGAAUUUCUCAAUGAAUUGGUCCGAAGGUUCCCCGAGCGCCCAGCCAUGCGACCCUCGAGGGUUCAACACCGCAUUUUGGAGUUGAUUGAGGAGUGGCGCCAGACGAUCUGCCAGACGUCGCGAUACAAGGAGGAUCUGGGAUUCAUUCGGGAUAUGCAUCGUCUGUUACUCUACAAGGGCUAUGCAUUCCCUGAGGUUCGUCGCGAUGAUGCGGCUGUGCUGAACCCGAGUGACAAUCUUCGUUCGGCCGAGGAGAUGGAAGAGGAGGAGAAGGAAGCCCAGUCUGCUAAGCUUCAGGAGCUGAUUCGAAGAGGCACACCGGCCGAUCUGCAGGAAGCGAAUCGGUUGAUGAAGGUUAUGGCUGGAUACGAUAAUCGACACAAGACUGAUUACCGGGCAAAGGCCGCCGAGGAGGUAUCGAAGGUACAACAAAAGGCAAAAAUCUUGGAGGAAAUGCUGCAGAAUGGACAGGGAAUUCCCGAAGGUGAUGUUUUCGAGGAGCUUGCAAAUGCACUGCAAAGUGCACACCCCAAGAUCCAGAAGAUGUGCGAGGAGGAAUCGGACGACCCCGAGGCUGUUCACAAGCUGCUGGAGAUUAACGAUAGCAUACAUCGCACCAUCGAGCGAUACAAACUGGUUAAACAGGGUGAUAUUGAUGCUGCGUCGAGAAUUCCAAAGGGAACUCUGGGCACGACAACCGGAGUAUCCAAAAACGCGAACAAUGAGCUUUCAUUGAUCGAUUUUGACCCGGAGCCAAGCUCCAAUGGCAACACCGAAGCCUCGCCAAGUGGCCAAGGCAAUGCCCUCGAGAAUGACUUACUUGGACUUUCUCUUGGUGACGAAAGCCCUGUACCUGGUGGUGGCAUCUCACUCGGAGGUCCCAGCAUGGGCUUUCCCUCGAUGUCUUCUGGCCCAUCCCCAGUAUCACAGCAAGUACCGGCUGGAUUCAAGGCUAAUUACGACAUUCUUUCCUCGAUGAACACAUCCCGACCUGCUUCCCAGGCUUCCACCCCGGCUCGUACUCAGUCACCUCAGGUUCGUCAGACCGCGACUCCGCCGCAGGCUGAUCCAUUUGCGUCACUGGUCUCUGCCAGUCCUCGGCCGGCAGGCAACGCUUUCCAGGCCCCUUCUCAGAACCAACCUGCUCCGGCCUCCUCGUCCUUGCUUGACCUGGUGGGGGGUCUCGCUUCGCAGCCCGCAGGACAGGCUGCUCGCGAAGAUGACGAGUGGAACUUUGCAUCCUCUCUUCCUCAAAGCAACACCUUGCCCUCGAUGAACCAGCUGCAGGUCCUGAAUAAGCAGCUACAGAUCGAUUUCCACGCCCGUCGUGUGCCAAGUGCGCCACGCCAAGUCUACCUCCGAGCUGUUUUCUCCAACACCACCAGCCAAGCGAUCACAGAGCUUCACUUCCAGGUUGCCGUGGAGAAGUCAUACACGCUCCAGCUUCGUCCCCAGUCCGGCCGAGAGAUUGCCCCUCAACAACCGAACGGUGUGAUACAGGACAUGCUCCUGGAUGGUGUUGAUACCGGCAAAGGCAACUCGGUGAAAAUUCGGUUUAAGGUUUCAUACAAACUCGGAGCCGAGACUCGGGAAGAGCAAGGCAUGGUUCCAUCUCUGGGCAUUUACUAA
Messenger RNA from Penicillium odoratum, 1920 nucleotides. Its product is annotated as VHS domain protein. The record is from RefSeq and is a predicted model, not a curated record. Bases 1 to 1920 code for a protein of 639 amino acids. Lineage: Eukaryota; Fungi; Ascomycota; Eurotiomycetes; Eurotiales; Aspergillaceae. Gene Ontology annotation, cellular component: trans-Golgi network. The transcript has 8 exons. Gene Ontology annotation, biological process: Golgi to vacuole transport; Golgi to endosome transport; protein transport to vacuole involved in ubiquitin-dependent protein catabolic process via the multivesicular body sorting pathway. Gene Ontology annotation, molecular function: phosphatidylinositol binding; ubiquitin binding.